Molecule: messenger RNA, 2483 nt
Organism: Andrographis paniculata
Lineage: Eukaryota; Viridiplantae; Streptophyta; Magnoliopsida; Lamiales; Acanthaceae
Product: pentatricopeptide repeat-containing protein At3g16610
Exons: 2
Coding region: 7-2394 (795 amino acids)
Biological process (GO): RNA modification
Molecular function (GO): protein binding; RNA binding; zinc ion binding
Source: RefSeq, a predicted model, not a curated record
ACAGGAAUGAAAGGCAGCGCCACUGCCUCAACCUCAACCUCAACCAUCUAUAACUACUUAGAACUUCUCGAAGCUUGCAUUGGAUUGAAAUCACUGAAACACGGCAAAAUCAUUCAUGGUUAUCUCCUCAAAUUCGAUUCGGGACGCCAUUCAUCAAUCCUCGGCAACUUGGCUCGUCUCUACAUUGCUUGCAGAAAGCCUCAGCUGGCGCAUCGCGUGUUCGAUUCAAUUCCAUCUCGAGAAAGGAACAACAAGACCAUACUAUGGAGCCAAAUUAUUAGGGCUUACGCAUGGGAAGGGCCCUUCGAGAAAGCAAUCGAUUUGUACACUGCAAUGGUGGACUCCGGAGCGAAUCCGACGAAGUUCACCUACUCGUUCGUGCUCAAGGCCUGCUCUGCCCUGCAGGAUUUAGAGACUGGUUUGAAGAUUCACGAGCGUGUGAAGAUGUUGCAUCUUCAGAAUGAUGUAUUUGUGUGUACUGCUUUGGUUGAUUUUUACGUCAAGUGUGGGCGUUCGUUGGAUGCACGGAAGGUGUUCGACGAAAUGCCUGAGAAAGACGUCGUUGCGUGGAAUGCAAUGGUUGCAGGGUACUCGUCGAAUGGGAUGUGUCUCGAUGCAAUUAGUCUAGUUUCGGAGAUGCAAUGGAGAGGCGUGGAUCCAAAUUCGUCGACAAUUGCCGCAGUCCUGCCGGCGAUUGGAGAUGCAAGUGGUUUGAUGGAGGGAAAGACAAUCCAUGGAUUUUGCUUGAGACGAGGUUUUGAGAUCGGCGUAGUUGUUGGAACUGCGCUUGUUGAUAUGUACGGAAAAUGUGGCGAGUUGAUGUUGGCAAGGAGGGUGUUAGAUGGAUUGUCGUUAAAAACUGAUGUCGCCUUGACAGCCAUGAUCGGAGCUUGUGUAAUUUGCAAUUCUAUCGAAGAAGGUCUGAAAUUGUUUAAAGAAAUGAGGGUAGAGAUCGAUGAAGGAGCUUCGCCAAUUAUGGUUUCUACAUUGCUCCGAGCUUGUGCGAAACUCAAUGAUCCGAGCAUCGGGAGGCAACUGCACGGCUACAUUGUGAAGUCGAGCUUUCUUUUUAACGUAAUGGUGGGAAAUACGCUACUUUCAAUGUAUUCGAAGUGCGGAUUGGUGAAGGAUGCAGUGAGCCUCUUCGAAGAGCUGAAAGUCAAGGAUUCCGUUUCUUAUAAUGCUUUAAUUGCUGGUUUCGUUCAAAAUGGUUACGCCGAGAAAGCGCUACAAGUGUUUUAUAAGAUGAAAAGGGUAGGCGUCGAGCUUGAAUUAGCGACGAUGUUGGGGUUCUUCCCGGCUUGUUCAUAUUUAGCGGCGCUGGAACACGGCAUACGUGGGCAUGCUUAUUCGGUAAUUCGCGGAUUCACAGCCGACGUUUCGAUUUCCAACGCUUUGAUAAAUAUGUACGCUAAGUGCGGCCGGAUGGACGCUGCUAAGAAAGUGUUCGACAAAAUGCCACACAAGGAUGUCGUCUCAUGGAACGCUAUGACUUUCGGUUAUGGGAUCCACGGGCUGGGGAACGACGCGAUAUUAUUAUUCGACAAAAUGCAGCGAGACGGUUACGAACCCGACGAAGUGACAUUCAUCGCGCUCCUAUCGGCGUGCAGCCAUUCCGGCCUCGUCUCCGAAGGGAAGCAUCUCUUUUCCGAAAUGAAAUCGAAAUUCAAAAUCGUUCCGAGAACGGAGCACUAUUACUGCAUGGUCGAUCUUCUCGGCCGCGCCGGGCAAUUAUCCGAGGCAUACGAAUUCAUUUCCGCAAUGCCAAUCACGCCCGAUGUUCAGCUGUGGAAUGCGCUGCUCUCGGCGUGCAAGAUCCACAAGAACGUCGGGCUCGGCGAGCAAGUUUCCAGCAGAAUUCUGAGCUUGGGCCCGACGGGAACCGGAAACUUCGUCCUGUUAUUCAAUUUGUUCGCGACUGCCCAACGAUGGGACGACGCGGCAAACGUUCGAAUCCGGCAGAAGGAAAUGGGAUUCAAGAAAACGCCGGGAUGCAGCUGGAUUGAAGUUAACGGGAUGGUUCACGCGUUCGUUGGCAGCGACAGGUCGCACCAACAUUCGCGGGAUAUAUACAAGAAAUUGGAGGAACUAUUCGCGGAAAUUCGGAAACUUGGGUACACGGCGGAGUCUGAUUACGUUUAUCACGACGUGGGAGAGGAAGAGAAGGAGCAAAUACUUCUGUAUCAUAGCGAGAAGCUCGCGGUUACGUAUGGUGUUCUUAGGCUUAAGGAUCGUAAGGCGAUUACGGUGACGAAGAAUUUGAGAGUUUGCGGGGACUGCCAUAGCUUUCUCAAGUAUGUUACGGUUGUUACUAAGAGAGAAAUAUCUGUUCGAGAUACCAGUCGAUUUCAUCAUUUUCGCCAUGGAUUGUGCAGCUGUGGGGAGUUUUGGUGACGGAUCACGCUCUGCAAUGCCUAAGAACACUUUGAUCUCACCAAAUCAAAUAUUCGAGAUGGGAUUUUUUCUCCCCAAGAUCAUCCAAC